GGGCGAUAUGUUCUAUUCCAAACGAUCACUCACUAUACAUAUAUUUAAUCCUUAAUAAAUAGUUUGACAUGGAUUCAAAAGUCAAGUAUCUUCUAUCGCUACGCGCCAUUCGGGAGCGUGCAAAAAUCGUGGAGGAUGCCGCAAGAGCCGGGAAGUUAAACCACUUCGACCUACAUGAAGAUCGAAUGGACGCAGUCGCAGACUUUGUGAGUUCCAUUAUCAAGCGGGAUUUUGGCCCGGAUAAAUUCCAUGAAAUUCCCCCGCAUGGGCGCUGGCAACACUUCGAUGUUGGCAAUAUACCUCGCGUCGCGAAUAUCAUGCAAGAUUGGAAGAAAGAUAACUGUGAUGAUUAUGAAAUAACGCGUCGGCUUAUCGACUUAUUCUUUGUGUCUGUUCUCCUGGAUGCUGGGGCCGGUGACCAGUGGCGGUACAUCGAGCCGGGGACGAACCGGACGUAUGAGCGGAGCGAAGGCCUCGCAGUUGCGUCCUUGCAUAUGUUCAACUCGCUGGCUUUUGCUGCCGAUAAGGCGGGAAAGGCUCCUCGGGUUGACGGGAAGGGGCUGGAGCAGCUAACCACCGAGGUGCUAGCGGAAGGGUUUCAGGUCUCGGGCGGCAAUCCGAUGCUAGGAGUUGAUUCCCGCGCAGCCUUGCUCAGAAGCUUAGGAAAAUCACUGCUCUCUCAUUCUGAAGUGUUUGGGAUUCAAGGCCGCCCAGGCAAUCUUGUUGACUAUAUGGUGAAAUCUGCCGGAAAGUCUUCAGAGCUUGAUAUUCUAGCAUUUUGGGACAUUCUUCAAAACCUCCUGAUCCCCGUCUGGCCCGAAGGCCGUACAACGGUUAACGGACAUCCUAUUGGUGACGCAUGGCCAUUGGGCGUUCUGCAGAAACAAAGGGGCUCUAAUGAUGGCAAUCGCUCCGAAUACAUUCAACCAUUUCACAAACUUACCCAGUGGCUCACUUACUCGCUAAUGGUCCCGUUCCAGCGCGUGCUUGGCCUGCAAUGGACCAACGCCGAGGCACUUACCGCAUUGGCUGAAUACCGCAACGGUGGCUUGUUUGUUGACUUGGGCGUUCUAUCUCUUAAGAAAGAAGCGCUUGAUCGAGGGUUGAAAGCAUCUGGGAGCGAACUGCCACAGUUCGAAGCAGGAGAUGAUGUUAUCGUCGAAUGGCGGGCUAUGACCUUAGUGCUGAUUGAUAGGCUGUACAGCAUGGUGCUAUCUCGUACGAACGGUGUCCAUCUCACUAUGGCGCAGCUCCUUGAGGCGGGGACGUGGAAAUCGGGUCGUGAAAUAGCAGCACAGCGUCGCCCAACCACCAAAUCGAGUCCGAUCGUUGUUAAAAGCGAUGGUACAAUUUUUUGAGUGAUUAUCCAUCAAUGACCAAAUUUAAGUCAUGAGAUUUCUCGUGCGGCUCGGUUGCUGGAGUCGAUAUUUUAGUCCGAUAGGUUUGAAGCCUGUUAAAGAACAGAGGUCCAAUAGAGAAAUCAAAACUUCUUGAGGUGAAGAAUAGUGUUGCGGGAUACUUCGCACAUUUCAUCGAGCGGCAAAAGAACAAAUAAUAACAACGUCGGGGCUAGAUCCUGCUUCAUUAAUUUCUCGAAAAGUGGUAUUUUUAUAUAACUAUGUUCAGUCAGAAAAUAUUUUUCAUUAUGCAGCGCUCUAGCUGCAUGGCAUAGUAGGUGGUUUAACUCGUUCUGCCCUGGCAUGCCUCUAUUGAAGUAUUUCUCGAUAGGGCAUAUUGAAUAGAUAUUCGGCUUGCUUCUACUACAAAUAUCUCUACCCAGUAACAAGGAGUAGUCCGGAACUUAGACUAUGAUGCUUUUAUAAUGAGCUCACUUGCUUCCCAAA
This is a messenger RNA of Blastomyces dermatitidis ER-3, 1844 nucleotides long. RefSeq lists its product as uncharacterized. The record is from RefSeq and is a predicted model, not a curated record. Lineage: Eukaryota; Fungi; Ascomycota; Eurotiomycetes; Onygenales; Ajellomycetaceae. The transcript has 4 exons. The coding region runs from base 69 to 1358 and encodes 429 amino acids.